UGUUUUCCUGUUGUUAAGUCGUCCAUCCAGCACCAUGGGAAAGAAGAGCCGGGUGAAGACUCAGAAGUCUGGCUCUGGAGCCAACACUGUCAUUUCCCCAAAGGAGAUGAUGAACCUCAUCUCUGAACUUCUCCAGAAAUGCAGCAGUGCAGCACCCUCUGCUGGUAAAGAGUGGGAUGAGUACAUCCAGAUCAGAAGUUUGGUGGAGAAGAUCAGAAAGAAACAAAAGGGUUUGUCAACGGUGUUCGAAGGCAACAGGGAGGAUUACUUCCCCGAUUUGAUGUCCUGGGCUCAGGAGAACGGGGCAUCCUGUGACGGUUUUGCCGUGGCCAACUUUGGUACAGAGGGCUAUGGUCUGCAAGCUACCAGAGACAUCAAGGCAGAGGAGCUGUUCCUGUGGAUUCCAAGGAAGAUGCUAAUGACUGUAGAGUCAGUCCAGAAUUCUCUGCUUGGUCCUCUGUAUGGUCAGGACCGGAUCAUGCAGGCUAUGGGGAACGUGACGCUGGCGCUGCACUUGCUGUGCGAGCGGGCCAACCCGUCUUCUUUCUGGCUGCCAUACAUCCGCAGUCUGCCCCAGGAGUACGACACGCCGCUGUACUACCAGCAGGAUGAUGUGCAGCUGCUGCUGGGUACGCAGGCGGUGCAGGAUGUCCUGAGCCAGUACAAGAACACUGCACGGCAGUAUGCUUACUUCUACAAACUAUUGCAGACUCAUCCAGCUGCUAGCAAGCUGCCCCUGAAGGACAGCUUCACGUUUGACGACUACAGGUGGGCGGUAUCGUCAGUGAUGACGCGCCAGAACCAGAUCCCCACUGAGGAUGGAGGCCAGGUCACCCUGGCUCUCAUUCCCCUGUGGGACAUGUGUAACCAUACAAAUGGACUGAUAACUACAGGCUACAACUUGGAGGAUGAUCGCUGUGAAUGUGUGGCUCUGCAAGACUACAAGGAGAACGAACAGAUUUAUAUCUUCUACGGGACGCGGUCCAAUGCAGAGUUUGUCAUCCACAACGGCUUCUUCUUUCAAGACAAUGCUCACGACAGAGUGAAGAUCAAGCUUGGCGUCAGUAAGAGUGAGCGUCUCUACGCCAUGAAGGCCGAGGUCUUGGCACGGGCCGGAAUCCCGUCCUCCUGCGUCUUUGCGCUGCACUGUAACGAGCCCCCGAUAUCUGCUCAGCUUCUGGCCUUCCUAAGAGUCUUCUGUAUGACAGAAGAGGAACUAAAGGACUACCUGCUCGGAGAUAGAGCUAUCAACAAGAUCUUCACUCUGGGGAACAGCGAGUUCCCCGUCAGCUGGGAGAAUGAGAUCAAACUGUGGACUUUCCUGGAGAACCGAGCUUCUCUGCUGCUGAAAACCUACAAGACCACAUCAGAGGAUGAUCGGUCUUUUUUGGAGAAACCGGAUCUCUCCCUUCACUCCCGUUUGGCGGUGCAGCUCCGCCUGGCUGAGAAGCAGAUCCUGGAAAAAGUGUCAGCCAGCGGUCGGGAGAAACGACUUCACUUCCAGAAAAAGCUGGAGGAAGGUGCUCCGCUGCCACACUUCGAGGAGAGUGACAUUGCUUUGCUGGAAAACAGCGACACGGAUGCAAAGCUUCCCAUUAUCCUGCGCAAGUUAGAGGAGGUAGAGGAAAGAGAUGGGCUGCAGGUGGAGGAGGAGCCCCUGCUGAAUGGGGAGAAGGUGGGUUAUGGAACGGUGGAGAGUCAGGAGGUCAGCAAAGACAAGACGGAAGACGAGUCUGAACUGAGUGCCAAUCGAACUGAAGAUAUCCCCAAAGAGAACAGUGAAUAACUGACCCCCCUCACUGCCACAGCUCAAGCUAUUUAUUUAUUUUCUGUCUCUAAAUGAGUCAAAAAUGUAGAAGCUGUAAAAUAUGAACCGUAUGUUCAUCCAGCGUGGCUUCCUGCUGAACUCUCUCAGCCUUGUUUCAGGAGAGGUUCAGUUUAAAAUAGGCUUCUGGUGAUGUUUGAAACAAGAAAACAGUCGAAGGCCUGCAGCCGAGGAGAAGCUGAAAACCACACCGUGGAUUUCAGUGGUUUGUUCUCUUAUCUUGAUGUUAUUUUUCCUGGAUCAAGAAUCUCUCCUGUUAGGUGAAUUACCUGCUUUAUCCCGGCAGUGCGUCUCCAUGUAUAUUCUCUGUUGACAAUCAUUGAUUGGCUGUUUGUGAAUGACACCAUCCCUGCCCUGUCUGGUUUUCUUCUGACUAAAAUGAAAGAUUUUCUUUAUUUUGAAACAUAUCUGUGUGAAUGUAUUGAGUUGCAGCGGUGAUCCAGCAGGAAUGAUCACUGCGUGUUUUCUUCAUAAAGCCAUAAACAGCAGAUGAUUUGGUGAGAAACAAGAAUGUCUUCUUUUGUUUUUCCUCAUUGGACUUUUGCUUUUUUUCUUAGAUUUUCUUUGAAAUGGUUAAACAGUAGGAAACUGUUCUGUUUCUCCUCUGCUUUGUGUUCAUUGUUGAAGUGAGUCUGACAAUCCCCCUGUGAAAAGACCCGACCUGAAGGAAAAGGUAAAGAGACUGCAGCGGUUUGUCAUGUCCUAACAAAAUGUGGACACAGCUGGGUCUGUAUGACAUGCUUCAAUAUUAAAGAGCAUAAAUGCCAAAGAUGCA
Cyprinodon tularosa is the source of this 2600-nucleotide messenger RNA. It is a transcript of the gene setd3, whose product is annotated as SET domain containing 3, actin histidine methyltransferase. Gene Ontology annotation, molecular function: transcription coactivator activity; histone H3K4 methyltransferase activity; histone H3K36 methyltransferase activity. NCBI's taxonomy places the organism in Eukaryota, Metazoa, Chordata, Actinopteri, Cyprinodontiformes, Cyprinodontidae. The record is from RefSeq and is a predicted model, not a curated record. Bases 35 to 1786 code for a protein of 583 amino acids. The transcript is spliced from 12 exons. Gene Ontology annotation, biological process: peptidyl-lysine dimethylation; peptidyl-lysine monomethylation; positive regulation of transcription by RNA polymerase II.